Messenger RNA from Cornus florida, 1841 nucleotides. RefSeq names its product GATA transcription factor 24-like. Gene Ontology annotation, molecular function: sequence-specific DNA binding; zinc ion binding; protein binding. The transcript is spliced from 11 exons. Bases 347 to 1600 code for a protein of 417 amino acids. Gene Ontology annotation, biological process: regulation of DNA-templated transcription. The record is from RefSeq and is a predicted model, not a curated record. Lineage: Eukaryota; Viridiplantae; Streptophyta; Magnoliopsida; Cornales; Cornaceae.
GAAAUUUUUUUUUAAAAAAUUAAAAAAUUGCUUAAUCGAGUCUCUUCAAGGAAAAACGGAGCACACCCUGCAAAUCUUUGCCAUUUUAGAUUAUUUUUUCUCUCUCCUUCUCUCACUUCAUCGUCACUUUCUCUCUCUACUAUCUCUCUCUUCGUUCUGGAAUUCGCGAACUUCAAUUUAAUUCAAUUCAAUUCGAUUUAGUUCAAUUCAAUCUAGGGUUAGGGUCUUCGAUUAGAGAGUUUAAUUCUGUGGCUUCAAUGGAACAGGUGGUGUCGGACUUGGGGUUAGGAGAAUUAGGGUUUCGGUAAUUGGAGUUUUCGGUUUUGAUGUUUUUGGACUGACGACGAUGAUGGCGGCGAAUCCACAGCCACUUCAGGCUCGUCCGUACGAGGAGCGCGUGGCGAUACAGAUCAUCGACGGCGAUGACGACGACGAGUACGAAGAUGGCGGUGGUGAUGAUGCUAUGGACGCUGGUGAUGAUGGUCAUAUGAGUUCGGUUAACGCUUCGGACCACGGAGGAGGUGUUGUGUUGGCGUCUCGAACCAGUGAGCUCACUCUUGCUUUCGAAGGAGAGGUUUAUGUGUUCCCUGCUGUUACGCCCGAGAAGUAUGUGUCUUCUCAACUUUUAUCUUAUUGGUCACCACUUCGCUACUCUUAUCAAUUGCAUCUGGUUUGGAGUAAGUUUAUUUUGACGCGAUGCAUGGAUUGUUGGAACUGUACUCAACAGGUACAGGCAGUGCUCUUGCUCCUGGGAGGGUGUGAAAUUCCUACUGGCGUGCCUACCCAUGAUGUUCCUUUUGAGCCUAAUAACAGGGGUGUGGAUGAUACCCCAAAGCGCUCAAAUCUUUCACGAAGAAUUGCUUCCCUGGUAAGGUUCCGUCAAAAACGCAAGGAGAGAUGCUUUGACAAGAAAAUUAGGUACACCGUGCGAAAAGAGGUUGCUCAAAGGAUGCACCGUAAGAAUGGUCAGUUUGCAUCAUUGAAAGGAGGUUCGGGGUCUUCUGGUUGGGAUUCUGCAAAGAGUUGCCUUCAAGGAGAUGGCACACCUUGUCAAGAAAUUGUUGUUCGAAGAUGUCAUCAUUGUGGUGUUAGUGAAAAUUCUACUCCUGCAAUGCGUCGUGGACCGGCUGGACCAAGGACACUCUGCAAUGCUUGUGGGCUUAUGUGGGCAAACAAGGGAACACUGAGAGACCUCAGUAAGGGAGGGAGGAAUCUUUCUUUGGACCAAAUUGAACCGGAAACACCGAUUGAUAUUAAGCCUAUGGUCAUGGAAGGAGAAAAUUUCGCUGGCAAUCAGGAUUAUCCUGGAACUCCUGAAGAUCCGAAGGUUCUAGCUGAAGGAACUGUUAAUCCCUCUGUCAACACAGAUGAGGAAGACUUGUGUGGAACUGCCGGAGAACUAGCAAACAGUUUGCCGGUGGGAAUGAUGGGUUCUUCAGACAACCUUGAUGAGCAGGUAUUUCUAGAUGAUUUGAUUAUUGGUUUCCAGAAUGCAGCCGAGAAACUCUGGUUGAGCUUGCAGAGGCCUCAGAAUCAGAGAUGGACAUUCCUGCUAACUUUGAUUAGACAAAUUAUUGAUUUCCCUCGUAAAGAAGAGUGACCACUGAGCUGUGAAUCGUCCGUCGGCCAUGACAUUGAAUGCUGAUUGCAGUUAUAUAUCCAACUCCGGGGGAGUCACUCCGAGGGUCACAACCGAAGAACAUGUUGGGGUGGUUAAUGUUGAUAUUAGCACUAGGAUCCUGUUUGUUGUAUGAGUUGUUGCAGAUAAUAUCGAGUGUCUAAACUAGUCUAUACAUGUGGUCAUUUGCCAAGGUUUAUUCUUAUUGAAAUUAUUUGAAAUC